Blumeria graminis f. sp. triticale is the source of this 84-nucleotide messenger RNA. Lineage: Eukaryota; Fungi; Ascomycota; Leotiomycetes; Helotiales; Erysiphaceae. The record is from the annotation of a GenBank genome assembly.
AAUUGGGGCUAUCAAGUAGGCCAUAUCGCUGAUAUACACGUGACUACAAAUUCAGUACUUAGUUUCACUUCGGUAGUUACUUGA